Molecule: messenger RNA, 4481 nt
Organism: Nerophis lumbriciformis (worm pipefish)
Lineage: Eukaryota; Metazoa; Chordata; Actinopteri; Syngnathiformes; Syngnathidae
Product: rho GTPase-activating protein 29-like
Biological process (GO): signal transduction; activation of GTPase activity
Cellular component (GO): cytoplasm
Molecular function (GO): GTPase activator activity
Source: RefSeq, a predicted model, not a curated record
CUGUAUCAACGGGGUACAGGACACACUAGCUUUACUUUGAAAAACCAAACCGGAUGCUCGUGUUUAACUCCGGCUUACUUGUUCAAUUUAUGUGCCGGGCACCUGUUGUUAAAGAAGAAGCCCACAUCAAAGAUAACGUCACUAAGGAGAGAAAAACUGCACACGAAACAGUGGCGGAGUUUGGAUACAACCAGGACCUUUUUUUGUGGAUUAAUUUUGCUUUUUUUUUGCCAAUUCAGCGGAGUCGUCUUUUGACGUUUUUUUUUUACUUGGCAACUUUGUUUCCGGAUACUGCUGCGGCAACCCUUGCCCCGUGCUGGAUGUGAGCCCUGCGUUGAAACCACUGGACCAAGGAAGCAUGCUGGCCGCCAUCCAGCACCACAGCACUGGUGCAAGAGCCGGAAGCGGUGGCGGUGGCGGAGGUGGAGGUGAUGGAGGUGGCAGCAGUGGAGACGGCGACGGAGGAGGAGCCACGGUCCCCCUGGGGAGCUCUCACUUCUUGAUCAGUACGACGACGGCCGCGAGCGCCUCCAUGUUGACAAGGGCCCCCGAGGGCCCCCCGAUGCACCCGCUGAGCCUAGACAACCCCGCCUCGGACCCCAACUACAUCUUGCAGACGGUCGGCGACAUACGCAAGUUUGCCGAAGUGCUGCUUCAUCUGAAAGAAGCCUUCAACUUCGCAGAGCAUCCAGGCGGCCUCCAACAAGUGGUGGACAAACGUCUCGACGAGAUGCUGGAGGUCCUGAAAGGCAUCAUUGGCAAACACGAGAGCCUCAACUGGGUGACGAUUCACAGUACAGCUGGAGCCGUCGCCGCUUUAGUCAAGAAAGUGAAUUUUAAGGAGGUGAACGAGAAGAACAAGCAAAGCCUUUUCAGCGAGAUCCACUCUGCGAUCGACCAGUUGGCAUACGCCGUCAGCAAUGUAGUGUCUGACUUCUUUAUGGGAGAUGUAGAGAACGGAUUGGGGCUGCCCCUAACUGAGAAGAGCACGUCUUUUGACAACCCCCCUCUGGAAUCCAGAGGAUCCCUAACCCCUGAGAAAGAUGAUCCGCCAGGAUCGCCAACUGGGGUGGAAGAGGUGGACAGGACGCUACUGCAGCAGGACAACGGGGUGGAGUUAGCGCUACGCUACGCCAAGGCCUGGUCCAAGUACACCAAAGAAAUGCUGACGUGGGUAGAGAAGCGUUUUAACAUGGAUAGUGAGUUGGCAAAGUACUACUCCAAAAUGGCCGAGUCCGCCAAGACCCUCGCAAGUCAACAGGAGUUCAUGCCUUUCUGCGAGAUCUACACGGCCGCUUUCAAGAAUGACAUUGAAUACAGCAAGCUGAUACGGAGCACCGCAGCUGUCCUCCAAAGCAACAAAUACAUGCAGCCUCUGACGACUCGGAAAAACGAGCUGGACAAACUACGGAAAGAGAUGAAAGAGCGGUGGCAGAGACAACAAAAGAGACUGCAUGAAGCACAGAGUGCUCUGAAAAAGGCCGAGUUGCAGAAGAGCCAUCGUAAGGACGAGUACGAAAAGGCCAAGGAGUCUUCCGGCCGGCUGAAGGAGGAGCCAAUGGGAGGACCGGGAAGUGCGGUAUGGCUCAAACGAGAGAAGCGACGCCGGCUGGAAGAGGAAGCCCUGCAAAAGGAUACUGAGGCGAGGCAGCUCUACGAUGCGUGUUGUAUUGACGUUAGGAAAAAGACGGUGGAUCUGGCCAAGACCAAGAGUGACAUCAUUACCCAGCUCCGAAAGAUGGUCUUCCAAUGCGACCUCACCCUCAAAGCUGUCACAGUCAACUGGUUCCAGCUCCAGCAGGCCCAGGUGGCGGCGCUCCCCGUCAACCACCAGAGUCUGUGUGACCACGCAAAACUGUACGAGCCCGGGCAGCGCUACGUCAAGUUUGUCCGAAGGAUUUCAGCCAAUGCGCUGGAUUCAUCGGGUGGAGGAAUGUCUCUCACCAACCGCACGCCGAUUGGCAGCCAUUCAUCCUCCACUAACCUGUCGCAAAGUUCCGUGACAUCCGACCUGCUUGGUGUCGACGAGGUGGACGCAUCCAACACGGGCCAACAGGCCAAGAUGUGCAGCGACUCGGAAAGCGCAGGCGGGAGCAGCGAGUCCCGAUCCAUUGACUCACCCAGCGCUAGCCCAGGAGACUUUAUGAGGAAGAUCCCCAGAACUCCCUCGUCUGGCACCAUGUCGUCUGCUGACGACUUGGAUGAGCGAGAGCCUCCGUCGUCUUCUGAUAAUUAUACAAGUGAAGUGGUCAUGGAGGACGCCAACUCUCCGGGUCCUUUUAGAAACACGCAGUUGUCCAAAGCUGCUCAAACUCACAAGCUGAAAAAACUCCGGUCGCCUUCCAAGUGUCGCGAGUGCGAUGGCCUCAUCGUGUUCCAAGGAGCCGAGUGUGAGGAGUGUUCACUGGCCUGCCACAAGAAGUGUCUGGAGAGUCUGGCCAUCCAGUGCGGCCAUCGGAAGCUCCAGAGGAAGCUUCACCUUUUUGGCGUUGACUUCACGCAGACGGCGAGCAACAGCCAGGACGACAUUCCCUUCAUCAUCCGCAAGUGUACGUCGGAGAUCGAGACCCGAGCGCUCAACUUGAAGUUUAUCUACCGCAUCAACGGGGCCAAGUCCCGUGUGGAGAAACUGUGUCAAGCGUUUGAGAACGGCAAGGACCUGGUGGAGAUGUCUAACCUUUACCCCCACGACAUCAGCAACGUACUCAAACUCUACCUGAGACAGCUCCCUGAGCCGCUCAUCCUUUUCCGCUACUACAACGACCUUAUCGGUCUGGCCAAAGACAGCCAAAGUGGAAUCGGGGCCGAUCUGGAAGCAUCUCGGCUGAGUUCCUCCCCGGUUCCUCCGGCUCAGGUCAGCGUGGAGCUCAACCGCAUCCUCUUCAAGAUCAGAGACAUCCUGAGGCAGCUGCCGCACGCCCAGUACAAGACCCUGCAGUUCCUCGUAGAGCAUCUGCACCGGGUGACCGAGCAAUCUGAGGAAAACAAAAUGACUGCGAGGAACCUGGGCAUCAUUUUCGGCCCGACACUCAUCAAACCGAGGCAGACGGAUGCUGAGGUGUCCCUGUCCUCGCUGGUGGACUACCCCUAUCAGGCGCUCAUCGUGGAGCUCAUCAUCAGGCACUAUCACAUGAUCUUCGACACUCCUCUCAGCCCCUUGGUGGGCAACUCGCCCACCGAGGUCGGCGCCCGCCCGAUACCCGCCCCGCGCCUGACCCCGCAGGACAAGGAGCGGAGACUGAGCAGGUACUCAAAGUCUGCGGGCCACGACCAGGAGACCAGCGCCAAGGGUUUUAGGAGACACUCCUUCACUCCUUCACGUUUAUUGACCGAGUCAGCAGACACGAUGCUGCCUUCCAUCAGUGGCUCUGAGUCAGCAGACACGAUGCUGCCCUCCGUCAGCGGCUCUGAAGGAAAUGACCUUCAAGACGCGGAUGAACCGGAUUCAAAGACCUCCAACGGCGUUUGGCCCCUAAGUGUGAGCGACCCCCCAAAGCCGAGCGAGCGAGGCCUCUCCCGCUCGCCGCACGUCACGGCCCCUUCCCUCCGCCAGCACCGCCCCAGGAUCGCCUCUCGGCCAGCGAGCAUGCCGGCCCAACAAAGCCACUCCCGAGGCACCGCGGACGACAAUCCCGCCUGGGCCAGCGUGGACCAGGACGACGACGACAGGAAAGGAGACCGCAGCUUUCAGUCCAUCCUGGAGGUGGACGAAACGGGAUCCAAAGUGCGAACGGGCACGUUACGCGGUCUUUGGAACGCGGAGUACAAGCACGUCUCUUUCAAAGCGGCUAAAACCGUUCCCAUUCAAGCGGACGACGUCUCGUCCGGCUCGGCCCUGGAGGACUCGGGCAGUCCCUACUCCAACGGACCUUACAGCAUUCCCGCACGGCCCGGCAGAGUGUUGAGAAGGGAGGACAACGUCACCGUGUUCGACGUGGCCUCCAAGGGCUACCGGGCUUCCAGGACCCUCAACCCGCCGCCGGGAACCUUCUACAAGCCGCCAUCGGUGAGUAAAGCCAGCGAGGACGUCGACAUCGAGGUGUCCGUAGACCAUCUGGAGCGGGCGGCCACAUCCCCGUCCCAAAGCCCGGAUCCGGAGGAAGUGUACAGGCCUGUUUACCAGAGACCAAGGACCAGAUCCAGGCCCCUGCAAGAGGCGGAACGUCGAGAAGCUCACUUUGUUUAACCCGACAGGUUUGAUCUAGUUUUUUCUGUGACAUUGUGCAAUAAGAAAGACCGCCUUUCUUCCCAGGAUGCACUUCACUCAAAUGAUCACCUUGCUUCCCACACAGCUUGGACUAUUUAUCCCUUUUAAAGCAUUUGAUGUCAAUAGUUUGUCCACAUUGACCUUGUUUGUAUACCAAAAAAUAUAUCUAUGACGUGUGCAUGUCGCCACACCACCACAGGAGUCUGUUACCGCCCUUCAAACUGUCACACCCAACCUUUUUAUAUCAAGCAAUAAAAAGACACUUUUGUAUUGA